Molecule: messenger RNA, 7350 nt
Organism: Sphaeramia orbicularis (orbiculate cardinalfish)
Lineage: Eukaryota; Metazoa; Chordata; Actinopteri; Kurtiformes; Apogonidae
Product: rho GTPase-activating protein 44-like
Exons: 24
Coding region: 497-3091 (864 amino acids)
Biological process (GO): positive regulation of GTPase activity; neurotransmitter receptor transport, endosome to postsynaptic membrane; regulation of dendritic spine morphogenesis
Cellular component (GO): leading edge membrane; presynaptic active zone; cytoplasm
Molecular function (GO): GTPase activator activity; protein binding
Source: RefSeq, a predicted model, not a curated record
AAGAGAGGAAUUGGUCCAGCAUCUGAGGGAGCAGCGGAGCGGAGCGGAUGACAGAGACUCGGAGCUCAUCUGCAAAAUGAGGAGAAAUUAGCUCGGCGACCGUCGGCCGUUCGUGACUCCCCACCGCGAUGCACACAGUGGACGGUUAGAGAGUGAAGCUCGUCGCCUGCCACGGAGAUCUGACUUUAUUCCAUCAAUGAGAUAUGUGGAGUGGCUCUACCGCCCGGUGGUAACGCAGAAAAACACAAGAUGAAGAAGCAGUUCAACCGAAUGAGACAGCUCGCCAACCAAACAGUGGGCAGGGCUGAAAAAAACAGAAGUAUUAAGUGAAGACCUAUUACAGGUGGAGAAACGUCUGGAACUGGUCAAACAGGUUUCCCACAGCACACACAAGAAGUUGACCGCUUGUCUGCAAGGCCAGCAGGGUGUGGAUGUGGACAAGAAGUCUGUCAGAUCCCCAUCGAAAAAGCUUCCCCUCACAACAUUAGCACAAUGUAUGGUGGAGGGGGCGGCUGUGCUCGGGGACGAGUCUCUACUAGGGAAGAUGUUAAAGCUUUGUGGCGAUACACAGGAAAGGCUCGCGCAGGAGCUCAUCGUCUUCGAGCUCACUAUCGAGAGAGAUGUGAUCGAGCCACUGUACGACCUUGCAGAGGUGGAAAUCCCAAAUAUCCAGAAACAAAGAAAACAUUUAGCAAAACUAGUCCUGGACAUGGACUCUGCACGCACACGGUACUACCAGUCUACCAAGUCUUCAGGAUUGUCCAGCAAUCUGCAGCCAACAGGAGCCAAGGCCGACCACCUCAGGGAAGAGAUGGAGGAGGCUGCCAACCGCAUGGAGAUCUGUAGAGAUCAAUUGUCAGCAGACAUGUACAGUUUUGUGGCCAAAGAAAUUGACUAUGCAAGCUACUUCCAGACACUGAUAGAAACCCAGGCAGAGUACCACAGGAAGUCAUUAGAGCUGCUUCAGAGUGUUCUGCCCCAGAUCAAAGCUCAUCAGGAAUCCUGGGUGGAGAAACCGUGCUAUGGGAAACCAUUAGAGGAGCACUUAGCGCUCAGUGGGAGAGAUAUUGCCUUUCCCAUAGAGGCCUGUGUCACGAUGCUGUUGGAGUGUGGCAUGCAGGAAGAGGGUUUGUUCAGAAUCGCUCCUUCAGCCUCAAAGCUGAAGAAGCUAAAAGCGUCAUUAGACUGUGGAGUGUUAGACGUUCAGGAGUAUUCUGCAGACCCACAUGCCAUCGCAGGUGCUUUGAAGUCCUACCUGCGAGAGCUCCCUGAACCAUUAAUGACAUUUGAACUGUACAAUGAAUGGAUUCAAGCUUCAAACAUCCAAGACCAAGACAAAAGACUGCAGGCUCUUCUCGCCGCCUGUGAGAAACUACCGACAGCUAACGGCAACAACUUUAAGUAUUUGAUUAAAUUCCUGUCCAAACUGACUGAAUACCAGGAUGUGAAUAAAAUGACGCCUGGAAAUAUUGCUAUUGUCCUGGGACCAAACCUGCUGUGGACACACAAUGAAGGUAACAUCACAGAGAUGAUGACGACAGUUUCACUGCAGAUUGUUGGCAUCAUUGAGCCGAUCAUCCAGCACGCCGACUGGUUCUUCCCUGGAGAAAUCGAAUUCAACGUCACAGGAAACUAUGGAAGCCCCGUCCACACUAACCACAACGCUAACUACAGUUCGAUGCCAUCUCCAGACAUGGAUCAGAUAGAUCGCAAGCAGAAUGAUCAAAGCCGACGGCCCCUGAGUGUCGCCACAGACAACAUGAUGCUGGAGUUUUACAAGAAAGAUGGCAUUAGGAAGAUUCAAAGCAUGGGUGUCAGGGUGAUGGACACUUCUUGGGUGUCACGCAGGGGCUCGUCAUCUACACGUAAAACCUCCUCCACGCCACCGAGCGUGCAUCCCCCCACCCCACCCACUGACGCUCUCAUCCCAGAGCAGCCUGGGGAAUUCUCUGCCUCCCCCUCCCCCACCCCUCCUCCCACUAGCAGCGACCGAGCCAGUCCAAGCAUCAUUAACAGCAUAACCGUCCAUUGUCGCAAGGCACUGCAAUGGAUAAGCUCGGAUGAUGCAUCUUCCAAUUGGUCGGACUCCUGUUAUGCCUACCCCUCCCCUGAGGAGGAGAGGCCGCCUCCCCCUUACCCAUCUUCGUCCUCUUCUUCUUCCUCUUCCUCUUGCUCUUCCUUUUCGGCCCCUCACCACCAUUUCUACACCCGAGCACUUCCGAGUAUGCGUCCCGUUGCUCCCAAUCCCGAUUCUGUGCCUCCUGGCCCGUCCCCUCCCCCACGUUGGUCCGGCUGUAGCCCACCCCCACUUCCCUCCCUCUGCCUGUCCCCACAGCCGCUUGAUGUCAACUCCAACCCCAAACCCAGUUCCCUGCACCUGCCUAAACAGACCUCCCUGUCCGACGCUCCGCAUGCGUCCUUAUCUGAAACGAAUGGCUCCACCCUUUAUAUAAAACCCCCGCUCGUUCUUACUCGUCAUGAUCUUUUCCUGGGCUCCCCUAAACCUCCCAACACCCCCCUGUCUGCUCCCCCUCCAUGGGCAGCCUGUGCCUGUAACCGAGAAAGAGGAGCCAAGCUGACUAGUACUCUGAAGAACAAGGAGCUGUCUCCUGUGAUUGGACAGAAGGGAAUCCAGGGAACAUUGCCCUCUAGUGGAUCGUCUCAGCUUUCAGAGCACAGCCCUCACACCCUGAGGAGAGCAAAGAAGCUGGCACCAAUCCCACCUAAAGGUCCAUAUUCCCAGACAGGAGCCAUAUCAGACCAGUCAACAGGUCAACCAUCUCCUGUCAGCUUGUCGCCCACUCCUCCCAGCACCCCCUCACCGUAUGGCUUCAGUUACCCGCAGGGCUAUGCCACCAUUGGCUCCCCGGGACAGAUUCAGACGGCUACCACCCCCUCUCUGUCCUCCCCACCAUCGCUGGCCGGGACUCUGACCAAGGCCAGGCCGACCCCCAAACCACCCCGCCAGAGGCCCAGCCUGCCCCCUCCACAGCCCCCCUCCACUCCUGGCACCAGUCCUCAGCCUCUGGAGCAUUCCUCAGGCCUCUUAGAUGGUUUAUCACCAGGGGAAAGCAUGUCCACAGCGGUAUGAGGCGAGUGAUUCAGUGUGAUUCUAUUUGUGAGAGGGACUUUUAGGAUUCUUUCUGCAACUUGGACAUCCCCAUCAUAAACGUGGAACUGGACGGUAUUUUUGACAUGCCUCACAUCUCACCCUUCAGGAACUCAGUGACACUAUUUGAAUCAAGCAACAACAAAACAGAGUCGGAGGAAGAGUCGGAGAGCACAGUGUUAUGACACCACAAAAAAAAAAAAACACGACUCUACUGCUGCUCUGCCUCACUCAACCCCCACCCCCUCCCCACCUCCUCCUCCUCCCCCUUCGACUCAUAUAUUAACCUUUCACCUCUCGAACCGAAGAAUUUCCUCAGCCAUCACGCUCUCUGUGGAUGUUUUAUUUACACCUCACAGGGGCUGACGUCAAAACAAGCCCGGCUUAGAAAAUGGUUUACACCUAAAAGAAAUAUUCAUUCUCACAUCUGGAUUCUGUGAGGUGUUAGCGACAAUGUUGUCAGGGGACUUUUGAGCAGAUGUAAAAUUUUAUGUUGGCUGGUUUGAUCCAUGGCACAUAGAUUUUUAGAAUACAUGUUACUUUUAAUUUAAUGUGUUGUAUUUUUCUUUUUGCCUUAUUUGAUUCACUUGCAAUAUUGCCUUUAAAUCACACACAAGACUGGAAACAGGCCGCUGGGAGGAAUGAGUUGUCUUUGCUGCUGCUUCAUGUGUGAAUCAUAGAAGGAAGAACAACACAGUAGUGUACAUCUGUCCUGCCAAUGUGUGGGCCUUGUUUUUCUGUGGAUCUCCCUGUGUUGCCAUCUCUAGUUCCUCCUUCAGUCCUCAGGGGUGUCCGUUGAAACGCUAAGCACUGGCAUGUGGUGGCAACAACCCCUGAUGUCUGUCCCACCUGAGCGUUCACUGUGAGUGUGCCAGUAUGUUGUUUUGGAAAGUGUGUGUGUGUGCGUGUUAUAGUUUGCGUGUGAUGUGUACUUGUACUAUAUAAUGUUGCGCUGUUGGUGUUUUUGAGCAAAUACAGGAAUGCAUGUUUUAGACAUUUAGGAAAAGUUACCAGCCAGGUUGCAAAGCAGUUAAAUCCCCAAAUCACUCUUCUCAACACAUUCAUAGCAUUCAAUCAGGACAUCAAUCACUGAAUAUUUAUUGUUUAUAUUGUAUAUUUUCAGAGUAUAACAUUAUAAAUGAAUCAAAUCAUAUUUUGUACCUACAGCAGAACUAUAAAGAUACCAUUUCCAUCUUAAAGAAUAUAACAGAUGCUGUCAGAGUCGUAUAAAAUAUGUGAGAUACGUGGUUUCGAAGGGUAUGAAGUGAAAAGGGAAAAACUCCACGUCAGUUCUCUAAAUUAUUUUACUAGCAAGUAAAACUGCACAGGAUUUUUUAUGUUUCAAGUCAGGAGACAGUAGUGGUAGUUUUACGAGCAAAGGAGUUGAAAGAGCAGAGAGAGUAGGAGUCAGACGACCUUUAACAAGGUGAGUUAACACUCCACCAUCACAGGAGUGUUAACUCAGCUGUUUUGUUUGAAACCUCUGAUGUCUUAUAGUAAGUUUUGUCAUCAAGCUGCAUCCCCAGUAGUAAAGGCUACAGUACACAUACCUUUUUUCUAACUGUCUCAUUUUCACUCCUCCUCCUUCCCAUUGCAGUUUAUAGAAAUAAUGAUGCUAAUGAUACUGAUAUUUUAGUCUAUAUUGGUGAACCAGAGGCAGGUGCAAAGAUAUGUGUAUAUGCGUUUAUUUUGAUGAGAGUAUUUCUACAGAUAUAUUUCUGAGUACUUUUUACUAGGUCUAAAGAUUGAUUUUUUUUUUUGUUUUUCCACUACGCAUAAUUCUCAUCUGAGAAAAAAAGUUUAAACACGGGACCAGAAUUUAGCUGCUGUCAUAUCAAAACCUUAAAUCUUCAAAACUAAAAAGAAGAAUACAGAAUGAUUAGGUAAUUACAUUGGAGAAACCAGGUUUGUUUAUGACAGCAGCAGGUUGUUAUUUGCCUUGCGGUGGGUUUGUUGUGACCUAACCGUAUUUGUAAGACUUUCUUUUGGAGAGAACAUCGGUGCAUCCACAACACAUGGCCUCAAAGUCACUGUGCUGCUCUACCAUUCUCUUUUCUUUUAAGUGCGAUAUUAUUCACAAGACUUGUGUAAAUAUUGAUGCGUCUGUACAUACGUGUUCUGUAUAUACUGAUGGAAGAAAUUUAAGUAUAUACAUAUAUAAUAUACAGAUACUGUAUUAAAAAUAUAAAUGAUGGACAUUAUAACAUUAUACUGUAUAUAUAAUAUUAAAAGGUUGCUAAUCCUAGCACAAUAUUGCCAGGUUCACAUAAAAUAACAUCCAGUAGACUUUGCACAGUUAACAAACUUUAUAUGUUACAGUAGAUUUUAUGGCACUGACUAAAGCUCAAGAUUAAAUCUAAUUUGUAGAUUUUUAAAAUAAAAAAUGCUGAUACUGCUUACAUUGCAGACUUACUGAUUUUGGAAAGAUUAACCUCUUGAACCCUGGUUUUAGUGCUCAAAUUAUUAUUAGCAGUGUUUAUGUACAAAUGAUGCUUUACUUUCAAGAACUACUCACACCUAAAAUAUAACAUCCUUAGCUGUGCUGCAGUGUUAAAUAGAAACAAUUCAGCAUCUUGGUUUUUCUUAUUUGCCCACUGUUCAUCGUGACAUAUUUAGUAUUUCUGUAAAACUUGGCACAUUGUUUCAAAUUUAAAAUAACUCCCAGGGUUUUUUUUUUUCCAGUGGCUUCACCAGUGGGUAUACCAGGGUUUAAGAGGUUUUAAGAGAGAUUCUCCAAAUGCUAGAUAGAGACAGCCCCCUCAGUUCCACAACACACACACACACACACACGCACACACACACACACACACACACACACAAAGGAUAUAAUCUAACACUUUCAGGGCAGAUACUUUUUACAUGCAAUCAGUAGCACCCUGACAUUAGAAACAAGACAAAUAUUAGAUAAUGUAGUUUUACAAUUAGCAGGAACAUGCAGAAGACCUACAGGAUCAACACAAGGUCAACAAGAGAACAGCAACAUCACUAAUUACAUUGUCUUUUGAGCCACGUUGAAAUCCAUACAGCAUGAAAUGCUAUCACCAGUGUUUUUAAUAUUUAAAGAAAAAAAAAUAAUGCUAAUCACAAAACAAUUUUAUAAAAGUAAUUGUUGCAAUUUGGCUGUGCUGAGGUGAAUGGUCUGUCCUGUCUUUGUCUGGAUUUCUGUGUUACAAUGUGCUGCUCUUCGUUUUGUACUAAAGGGUUUAAGAUUACGGCUUGUACAUAAUAUUCAUCAAUCUCAACUUUAUUAACAAUAACGCUGUCAGGCAGACACAGUCAGUGAGAAACUCCACAGACAGUUUCCAGUAUUACAGCUUUUGCAAGCAUGCCCUUUGAGCACUAAAAUACGAAGGCCUUUUUUUUUACAUGAAUAGGUGGAAUGUAUCGGUGAUAGCCAAUGUUCACCUCAUCGGUCGUGAUAAAGGCGGAUUAUGUGUUGUGGACGUAGUUAGAACGGGUGGAGGGAUAUUUGAUAAACAGCGUGUUAUGAACAAUUUGGAGGGUGGGGGGUAUGAUUCGACGUUGUCCUGUGUGAAAGUCAGCAGCAUGCUUUUUAACCAUGCCUAUGAAAUAUGUCUCAUCUUUGGUCCUAUAUAAAUGUGCUUGUAUUUAUUUUUUAUAAGAGAAAAAAGCGACCUUUGCAAAGACUAGAAUAAUUCAGUGCUGCCCUUGACCUUCAUCAGACAAACGCCCAUCGAUUCUGCCAACAGCUUGUUUGAAUCAUUCAUGAUUCAAUGUGUUUUCACCACUAAUUGUUUUCCUCAUGUUUCUUCUGUUUCUCUCUGAAUAAGUAGAAAAGCACAUUCAACCUAAAAGCAUGAAUGAAGUGAAUAUGACAUGGGUCAGAACAAUGUUCUUUUAGGUUUUUCUGAUCAGAAGACUUGAAUUUGAUGAAAAUUUUCACUGAAUUUCUAUCAAAAUCACAACAGUUUGUAGAUGUCACAGUGGUGCAUGCAGCCAUUGCAGAUAUUUCUCAUUCAUCUUUUUCCCAUUGUUUUCAGUUCUAGUAAUGGGGGCCAAAAUAAAAAGGGAACAAAGAAUUAACUAAGAGAUCUUUUUAGACCUAAAGGUUCUUUGUGUCAAACUGUAGUGAUGCUGUGGACUCUAAAGAUUGGAGUAAAGAUGAAAUGCCUUUUGUUGGACAUGCUUUCUCCUGGUCACCAAGUGGAACACAGUGUGUACUGUAAGAUAAAAAAUAAUCCUCAUCAGAAUGUUGAAACUAUUAAAAAUGUUUUAUAUUA